Messenger RNA from Pangasianodon hypophthalmus (striped catfish), 3708 nucleotides. RefSeq names its product interleukin 12 receptor subunit beta 1 (gene il12rb1). Lineage: Eukaryota; Metazoa; Chordata; Actinopteri; Siluriformes; Pangasiidae. Gene Ontology annotation, biological process: cytokine-mediated signaling pathway. The transcript is spliced from 15 exons. Gene Ontology annotation, cellular component: external side of plasma membrane. The record is from RefSeq and is a predicted model, not a curated record. The coding region runs from base 185 to 2224 and encodes 679 amino acids. Gene Ontology annotation, molecular function: cytokine receptor activity; protein binding.
GUGAUAACAUGCUGACAUGAGUUGCUCAAGGUUUCAGUUUGAGACAAAAGGACAGAUGACACCUAUUUUAGAAGGAACUAAAGCUCUGGACUCUGGUGCUUACUAUGGCAGGUAGGGUUAUGCGUUGGACUAUUACGGAUGAUUGAGCUGUUUUACAUCAGGACCUGUCUGCAUACUGGACACCAUGAAGACUGUAGGACUUUUGGUGCUUGUUGUUGCUGUGUUUGUUGAUAAAGGUGCCACAUGCAGUGUCUCGAGUCCACAAUGUUACAAAAAUACCACUAAGCCAGAUGAUGAUUUCUUGUGUGAAUGGGGGGACCGAGACCAUUCUCCAGAAGCUAUUUAUACCAUUUUUAUGCAGAGUUCAUCUGUUAAUGAUUCCUCAUAUGCUAACCAGUUCACUGCUGGGAAACAGCUGUCCAAAGUGCUAGCUGUAGAAGAUCUAAUUACAACACGUCUUUUGGACAUAUGGGUGCACAGGCAAGUAUUCAACGUGACCUGCACCUCCCCAACCAUCUCUGUGUUCCUGAGUAAUUCAGUUAAAUAUAGCUCACCCGCUAUACGGAAAAAGAUACGCUCAGGUGAAAAGCUCAUAUUAAGCUGGCCAAGAGUGAAUGACAACAAAGGUGCUAUUUAUGAGAUCAGAUGGAAGAAGAUUAAUGAUUCAUGGCAGAAUAAAACCUUUAAGACUGAGGAUGGAAAAAAUAAUGGUAAUUGGGACUCCUAUACAUUGCAGCUACAGGAGCAUGCAGUGUACCAGGUCCAAAUUCGACGCAAGGCCAAGCAAAGCCUCCUCUGGAGUGACUGGAGCCAGACUGCUGACAUUCCCAUUGAAAUUCAACAGCCUGUUGUCCACUUGAGAGAAAAAAAAGAUACAGGAAAACGGGAAAUCACACUCAAAUGGAAUAAACCACCUCCUGAAGCCUCUUUUGGAGGCGUCUCGUACGAAUUGACUGUGAAUUUACCUUGUGAAAAAACAAAAAAGCAAAACAUUACGGGUAACACUUUUAAAAUUGCAGCUACUUAUUCUGAAGCCAGGGUGUCUAUUGUUGCUAUAAACAACGUAGGAAGCUCGCCCUCUAAAGAGAUCAUCAUUCCACCUGUUGAACAUCUCAAAUACUGCCACAGCAAUUCCCACACAGAUUCACUACGAAAACCUAAACACUACUGCUUGGAGUGGUAUAAGCUCGUAGAUGGUGAGACCCGGCCAGCAAAAGUAAACACCUCAAGAUCUAAUACACUUGAGGACAUCAAAAAGGGUAUGGAGAAAUUUGUGCGUUAUUACUACUUUCUUCACACUGGCCGAAAAAAACAACGACGCACAAAAAUUGCAUGUCCUGUUUAUUCUACAGAAGGUGCACCUACUUCACAGCCAAAAAAUGUCACCGUUUUAAAUAUCACAUGUGAUUCAGCUGUGCUGUGGUGGCAAUCAAUUCCAAUGCAGGAACAGCAUGGGUUCAUGCUGCAUUACUUAAUAUGGAUUUCAAAAGAAGGCCACACAGAUACAGGUUACUAUCAAGUGCCACCAAACAAAACCAGUUUCCUUCUCAGGAACCUUGAUGCAGGCUCCUCGUACACAAUCAGUAUCGCUGGGAGAACUACAGUCGGAGCGGGGCCUAAUUCUACCAGGGCCUUCUUCACGUGCAACUACCCUUCAUUAGUCAAUAUUGUAAAGCAGGGCGGUAACGGGUUGAAGAUGGCCAAGAUCGUCUUAAUCGUGUGUUCAGUUGUGUUUCUAUUUUCAGUUGCAUUGUCUGUUGCUAUCAGAAGGCUAAGGAGUAAGCUGUUACCAAUAAUCCCAAAUCCUGUGAUUUCUGCAGCAACUAUGCCUCAUAUGGACAACCAGAAUUUGAAGACCGUGACAGAGGAGGUGGACGAUGUCAUUCUCUUGCGCCGUGAUGAUCUGGUUAAACACGGCUGCUCUCCCAAACAGAAACACAGUACUUCAUUAAAAGAUUAUGAGGUCAGUGUGGAUGAAGACGAGGAAGAUGAAGACGAAGAGGAUGAUGAAGAAACUCAUUUUACUGGCUUAAUCUGUAGUGAUAAACCAAGUUCCUUUCCAAACCCUAAUUAUAAAGGACAGUUGCUUCAGUUUCCUGAGUUCCUGGAGCUCACAGACAAAGGGCAGAUGGAAAACUGCGAGGUCAGCAUAACCUCAUAUAAAAAUGGCCUGUUUUUUGAAAAUAGAGGUUUGGACAAUGAGGGGAUAUCAGUGCAAUCAUAACACAUAGUUUACCGGAAGCAUUAUUGAAGCACUAUGAUCUGCCCAUGGUAGAAACACCACUGUGUGAUACUAAAUGGCAGAAUAAAUAGUCCACGUUUGUUCACUCUACAAAAUCACUCAGGAACGCUCUUGUCUUCUGACAGCACUUGGACAACAAUGCAGAUACGCACUGUGUGUGUUUGUGUGGCUAUAUCUCCAAGUGCUCUCGUUUGUGGUGAUGCAUGACCUACAUCGCUUGUAGUUUUGUAGAUCACUUGGAAUUUGCUUUGGAUAAAAACAUCAUCCAAAUCAAUAAAUGUAAAUGACUUACAUUUGUAAGUAAAAAUAUAAUAAGGUCCAUAUGUUGGAAAAUAUAUGAACUAUUCUAAGACAUGAUGCAGUUCAAGUUACCAGUACUGAGUAAAUUUGAAAAAUCAACACAAAUCAAACAAACAAAAAAAAGUUUUGUAUGUCUCCAUAUUUGUUUUUUACUUUGUUGCCUAUCAUGUGAUGCUGGAAAUAACCAGGUUCUGAGAAAUGUUCUGACAGCUUCUCAGCAAAAAGUUCAGUUGGUGGUGAUUACUCACUCUAACACCCGGUUGUGGUCACAGGUAUGUGCUUACUGUUCAGUCUGUGAGUAAAAUGGCUAAACUUCAAAGGGAAAAACAUAAAGUGCAUGAGAUUACAUUUGAAUGGGGGGAAAAAAGACAUUUAACUCUACAAUAAAAAUAAUCUCUAUAUUAGCAACAGCGUAACUGAAACUAACUGUACUGUACUGAAAAUCUGUUAAGUAGCACUGAUCUCCCCACAGAUCAGAUAAGAAUCAAGGAAAUGAAUGAACUGCAUCUGAUGUUGGAUGUAGUGGUUUAACCAUAGUUUCAGUGUUACAUGUGUCAGGAACCAGUAAAUAAAAAUGUGAUUGAUGUGCUCAUUGUUUACCUACUGUACACCACUGUCCUUUUGAAUUCUCGAAUCUGAUUGGUCAAAAGAUGUUGAUUCAUUUCUCUAUAACUUAAUUUUCUUUACAACUGUGAUGCAGUAUUAUUUGAAAGGUUUAUAUUAAUGAGUUCAUUGUAAUAUGUCAUCGUUUUUAUAAUAACAGCUAAUUCACAGAGACUUGUACGGCAGAGGUUCUACAUAAUUAACCCUUUACAUCUCGUACCCUCUGAAACAUGAAUUUUAUCACUACAGUUCUUCUUUCUAGGCUUUUAUUUAUCUUUUUAGCAUGUACCUUAUAUCAUCACAAUCUCAGCAGUUUAUUGUAAACAUGAAAGCAGUAACUUUUAUGAAUGCAUGCCAGAGGUUUAUUUUAUUAUCUCUAGCAGAACCUUAUAGUCUGGGCAUUUAGCUUCCUAAUUUUCUAUAGAAGAAUGAUCGAGUCCUUUCCAAGAAACCGCAAAGCUCAACAUCGUCUCCCCUGAAGACUCUCCAGUGUCAGAAAACGUAAAGGAACAGUUUUAACAGUAAAUUUUUAACUUCACCCUAUCAACAAUUACACAUUUUUU